This is a messenger RNA of Dipodomys spectabilis (banner-tailed kangaroo rat), 2268 nucleotides long. RefSeq names its product 5'-nucleotidase, cytosolic II (gene Nt5c2). The coding region runs from base 81 to 1763 and encodes 560 amino acids. Gene Ontology annotation, biological process: IMP metabolic process; adenosine metabolic process. The record is from RefSeq and is a predicted model, not a curated record. Lineage: Eukaryota; Metazoa; Chordata; Mammalia; Rodentia; Heteromyidae. Gene Ontology annotation, molecular function: 5'-nucleotidase activity. The transcript has 18 exons.
GGCGCGCGCCCGAGCGGCUGCGGCAGUUGCGCGCUAGGAUCGCUGCCGUGCGGCUGGGCCGAAUUCAGUACACAUAUAAAAUGACAACCUCCUGGAGUGAUCGGUUACAGAAUGCAGCUGAUAUGCCUGCUAACAUGGAUAAGCAUGCUCUAAAAAAGUAUCGACGAGAAGCCUAUCAUCGGGUGUUUGUGAACCGAAGUUUAGCCAUGGAAAAAAUAAAAUGUUUUGGUUUUGAUAUGGAUUAUACCCUUGCUGUAUACAAGUCCCCGGAGUAUGAAUCCCUUGGCUUUGAGCUUACUGUGGAGAGACUAGUUUCUAUUGGCUAUCCCCAGGAGCUGCUCAGCUUUGCUUAUGAUUCUACAUUCCCAACCAGAGGACUUGUCUUUGACACACUAUAUGGAAAUCUUUUGAAAGUUGAUGCCUAUGGAAACCUCUUGGUUUGUGCACAUGGAUUUAACUUCAUAAGAGGGCCAGAAACUAGAGAGCAGUAUCCAAAUAAAUUUAUCCAACGAGAUGACACUGAACGAUUUUAUAUUCUGAACACAUUAUUCAAUCUACCAGAAACCUACCUGUUGGCCUGCCUAGUAGAUUUUUUUACUAAUUGUCCCAGAUAUACGAGCUGUGAGACAGGAUUUAAGGAUGGGGACCUCUUCAUGUCUUACCGGAGCAUGUUCCAGGAUGUGAGAGAUGCUGUUGACUGGGUUCAUUACAAGGGCUCCCUAAAGGAAAAGACAGUUGAAAAUCUUGAGAAGUAUGUAGUCAAAGAUGGAAAGCUGCCUUUGCUUCUGAGCCGGAUGAAUGAAGUAGGGAAAGUAUUUCUUGCCACCAACAGUGACUAUAAGUAUACAGAUAAAAUUAUGACUUACCUGUUUGAUUUCCCACAUGGACCCAAGCCUGGGAGCUCCCAUCGACCAUGGCAGUCCUACUUUGACCUGAUCUUGGUGGAUGCACGGAAACCACUCUUUUUUGGAGAAGGCACAGUACUACGUCAAGUGGAUACUAAAACUGGCAAGCUGAAAAUUGGUACCUAUACAGGCCCCCUACAGCAUGGCAUUGUCUAUUCAGGAGGCUCAUCUGAUACAAUCUGUGAUCUGUUGGGAGCCAAAGGCAAAGACAUUUUGUAUAUUGGAGAUCAUAUUUUUGGAGACAUUUUAAAAUCAAAGAAACGGCAAGGGUGGCGAACUUUCUUGGUGAUUCCUGAACUUGCACAGGAACUACAUGUUUGGACUGACAAAAGUUCACUUUUUGAAGAACUUCAGAGCUUGGAUAUUUUCUUGGCUGAACUCUACAAGCACCUUGACAGCAGUAGCAAUGAACGCCCAGAUAUUAGUUCCAUCCAGAGACGAAUUAAGAAAGUAACUCAUGACAUGGAUAUGUGCUAUGGGAUGAUGGGAAGCCUGUUUCGUAGUGGCUCCCGGCAGACACUCUUUGCCAGUCAAGUGAUGCGUUAUGCUGAUCUCUAUGCUGCAUCGUUCAUCAACUUGCUGUAUUACCCAUUCAGCUACCUCUUCAGAGCUGCCCAUGUCUUGAUGCCUCAUGAGUCAACAGUGGAGCACACGCAUGUGGAUAUCAAUGAGAUGGAGUCCCCCCUUGCCACUCGAAACCGUACAUCAGUGGAUUUCAAAGAUACCGACUAUAAGCGGCACCAGUUGACAAGGUCAAUUAGUGAGAUUAAGCCCCCCAACCUCUUCCCACUGGCUCCCCAGGAAAUUACACACUGCCAUGAUGAAGAUGAUGAUGAAGAAGAGGAGGAGGAAGAAUAAGGAGGAAAACAAAACCCUGAACACCCCUUGAACAAAUUCUGGCAGGACUCAUAGGAACAAAGGAUAUCUUUGGGUUCUGCUGGGGAGGGUGGGGGAGUCCAUGAAAGGUAUGUCUGGAAAGUUUCUGAAGACUUAAAAAUAUUCUAAUCAUAGAGCAAUAUUUGUUUUAGUUCUGUGUAUCUGUAUUCUUGGCAGAUGGUUUGAAAUUGUAACAUAGUCUGUAUUGGAAGGAAGGGUAAAGUCAGGCUGAACUGCAUGCAGUUGGCUCCAUAGUGGCUUGUGACACUGUUUUCUUGUCUUUUUUCAUCUUCAGUAUGUCAUAGUGUAUCUGUAUAUACACUAAGGGUGGUGAGAGUUUCACAGUGGAACAAAAAGGAUGGUGGGAAGAGGUGAUCCAAAAAUAUUGUGUGUUACAAAUUGUGCUACUCCCAAAUCCAGCCUUUUCAGUGCAUUAUACAGUAUUGUGUAUCAGUGGAGAAAUAUAUUGUUUUCAUUAUCAAGUGUA